Rotaria sp. Silwood1 is the source of this 468-nucleotide messenger RNA. The record is from the annotation of a GenBank genome assembly. NCBI's taxonomy places the organism in Eukaryota, Metazoa, Rotifera, Eurotatoria, Philodinida, Philodinidae.
AUGUUAUUUCUAAGAACACUUCAACAUGCUGGUAAAGAUCUUCUUUUAUUUACAUGUAUGUUUUCAAUUGUUUUUAUGGCAUUUUUAACAUUAUUUUAUUUAUUAUUUUUUUCAAAACUUUCAAAUUGUUCAAGUUUAUUACAAACAGCAGAAAUGCUUUUUGAAAUGACAUUAAUGAAAUUUGAUGCACAUGAAUUACAUGAAGCUGCUGCAUUUCUUGAACCAUUUUGUUUUAGUUUAUUUAUAUUUAUAGUUGUUUUUGUUUGUAUGAGUAUGUUAUUAACAAUAAUUAAUGAUAGUUUUCGUUUUGUUCGAGAAAAUGCAAAAGUUAAAUCGAAUGAAGAUCAACAUAUAUUAUCAUUUAUGUUUUCAAAAUUUCAACAAUGGAUUGAUAUUGAAAAUUUUAUUUUAAUUUAUGAUGAAAAAGAAAGAUAUUGCUUUUAUUUUAUGUCUAUUGAUAGGUUUUAG